AUGUCGACCUGUGGCGUCUGCAAGAAGUCAUCCGAUGAUGGUAGUUCGGUAAUAAAGUGUAGCGCGUGUGGCAGUCUUUACCACGCGGAGUGUUUGAAGCAAGACGGCGAAACUGUUAAAACGCGAGCGUGGAAGUGCAAAGAGUGCCGUGUGAAAACUCCUUCGAAUGCAAGUUCGUCUUCAACCUCAACAGUAAUAACAAAGGAAUUUUUCCUAUCAGUAAUUGAAAGCUUGAAACGUGAAAUAGCAGCAGAGCUAAAAGCUGUUAAAAGUGAUACAGUGGAAUUGAAAUCAUCGAUACAACAUUUAUCGGACACAGUCGACGAUGUGAGUAAACAGUUUGCUGAUUUUAAAAAAGAAAUCGGCAAAUUAAAAAAAGAUAAUGAAGAACUACUGCAACAAAACGUCGUCUUAAACAGCAAAGUCACGGAUUUACAAGAACGAUUACGUACCCUUGAACAAUACAGCAGGAAGACAAAUGUCGAGAUUAGCGGCAUUCCGAAGUCACCGAAUGAGGAUGUGCGAGCAAUUGUUGGCGACAUCGGCCGAGCCCUAGGCCUGGAGGUGCAGCCUAGCCAGAUCGCGGCAGCUCACAGGAUCCCGUCCUUCAACAAGACACGGACCCCGUCGCUAGUGGUCCAGUUUACCGAGAGAGCAACGAAGGAGACCUUCAUCUCCAAAUAUAAGGAAUCCAGAGCAAGCGGUGUGAAUCUGACUGCCAACAGAGUAAACAACACCUUCCCGCACGACAGAGUCUACGUGAAUGACCAUCUCUCGCCUGAGAAUAAACAAUUCUUCGCAAAACUGAAGAAGAAGUGCAACGAACUGGGUUACACCUUCGUGUGGAGUCGUGAUGGAAAAUUUUUUGUGAAAAGAUCCGCAGGUGAAAAAACAAUUAAAGUGAGUACCUAA
Macrosteles quadrilineatus (aster leafhopper) is the source of this 912-nucleotide messenger RNA. RefSeq lists its product as uncharacterized. Bases 1 to 912 code for a protein of 303 amino acids. The transcript has a single exon. The record is from RefSeq and is a predicted model, not a curated record. Lineage: Eukaryota; Metazoa; Arthropoda; Insecta; Hemiptera; Cicadellidae.